Beta vulgaris subsp. vulgaris (sugar beet) is the source of this 2766-nucleotide messenger RNA. RefSeq lists its product as uncharacterized. The transcript has 3 exons. Gene Ontology annotation, molecular function: nucleic acid binding; RNA-DNA hybrid ribonuclease activity. The record is from RefSeq and is a predicted model, not a curated record. Lineage: Eukaryota; Viridiplantae; Streptophyta; Magnoliopsida; Caryophyllales; Amaranthaceae. The coding region runs from base 1 to 2766 and encodes 921 amino acids. Gene Ontology annotation, biological process: DNA integration.
AUGGCCAGAGCCCAGAGGUUCAUUCAAGCGACAAACAUCUGUCGUUACUCGGAUGAAGGGACCAAGAAGAGAAAAGAUGAAGGGGGUCACAUGGGUCAGCCUAAGCAUCAGAGAACGGGGGGCCGUGGGGACCGGCUCACCGAUAACGGCAACGACCCUCGGUUCAAUAAAAACCGGAAAGAGAUCUAUUUUGACAUUCGGAACAAAAAUUGGCUUCCCAGGCCAGCACCCAUUCGGACAUCAUCGUCUCGGAGAGACAAGAGCUUAUGGUGCGAUUACCACAAGGAGUGUGGACACACCACCAAAGACUGCAGAGAGCUUAAAAAAUCCUUGGACGGUCUAGCCGACCAAGGGAAGCUAAACCACUACCUAAAGCACUCCGCCGAGGAGAAAGGGAAGCAAAAAGUGGGUCAGUCAAAUAGCGGAGACACCGAAGGGUUCAUCGGUGUCAUAGCAGGAGGAUUCGCAUCAGGAGGCCUGACCGGCCGAGCACGCAAGGCCCACCUCCGAAACCUUAAGCAUCAGGUGCUCGAUGUCCAGCUGCCCCGUCCCAGCUGCCCGGUUAUGACCUUUGGGGAGCCCAGUCGGACGUUGCAUACGCCACAUGACGACCCAUUGGUCAUCGAACUCAAGGUGGCAAACACCCGGGUAAAGAGGGUUUUGGUUGAUAGCCGGUCAUCCGCUGACAUCAUCACCCUCGAGUGCCUCAGGAAGCUGCAAUACACCGAGCGGGAUGUAACCCCCUUGAAUCAGCCGCUCAUAGGCUUCGGGGUCAACUCUUUGGCUGUCUCGGACUACGCCCUUAGCGCAGUCCUGAUAGCCGAGCGAGAAGGAAAGCAACAUCCUGUUUACUUCAUCAGCCAUGCUUAUAGAGGGGCUGAGGCGAAGUACAGUGAUGUCGAGAAGAUGGUCUUUGCCUUAGUAAUGGCAAGACGGAAGCUCAAGCCCUACUUUCAAGAGCACCCCAUCAAAGUCCUAACCGGACAGCCACUCCGGAAGAUCAUUGAAAGUAGGAACCACUCGAGUCGGAUGACCGAUUGGGCGGAUCAGCUAGCGGAUUUUGGGCUAGAAUUUGAGCCCCGAAGGGCGAUCAAAGCCCAAGCCCUUGCUGAUUUCAUCACCGAGUGCGCCACCAGACCCCCGGUCGGCUCACAGGAAGAAUGGGAGUUGCUGGUCGAUGGAUCCUCCACGAAGAAUGGUUGUGGAGUCGGGCUGGUCAUCAUACCACCGGUCGGGGAUAAAAUUGAGUACGCUGUUAAGUUUGAGUUUCUUGGAUCUAACAACGAAGCCGAGUAUGAAGCCCUUAUCCUCGGAAUACAACUUUGCAUCCUGGCCGGAGCAACUUCAAUCGUAGCAAAAUCCGACUCACAGCUCAUUGUGGGUCAGGUUUCAGGAGAAUACGAGGCCAAGGAGGAUAACAUGAGAAUGUAUUUGGCUAAAGCUCGAGCAGUCAUUGGACGGUUGUCCGGAUUCCGGAUUACCCAUAUCCCUCGCUCGGAAAAUCAUCAGGCUGAUGCACUCGCUCGGAUGGCCAGUUCUGCUGAAGGGUCGGCCCCUAGAACCAUAACUUGGGAAGUGUUGAGGGAGCCCAGCAUAAAUGCCAAAGAACAGCUGGUCCUCAACCGUUCGGGCUGGAUGAAUGAAAUUGUGGAGUACUUGCGUGACGGGACCUUACCGAACGACCCUAAGGAAGCCGACCGGGUCAAGCAUAAAUCUGGUUGGUUCCUUUGGCACGACGGUCAGCUCUACAAAAAGUCUUUCACUCUUCCCCUUCUCAAGUGUGUAACCCCCGAGGAAGGAAACUAUGUCCUCCGGGAAAUACACCAAGGGGCGUGCGGUAGCCACCAAGGGGGCAAAACAAUAGCCGGAAAAGCCUUGAGGGCUGGGUAUUAUUGGCCCACCUUGAAGGCCGAUGCCUCGGAUCUGGCCCGACGAUGCCCAUCUUGCCAGAUCCACUCGGACAUACCCAGAGCUGCUACUACUCCCCUCACCACCAUUCAAGCAGUACUACCCUUCGACAAGUGGGGCAUGGACCUGCUCGGACCAUUCCCCCCGGCAUCGGGGCAAAGGAAGUUCCUGAUUGUGGCCAUCGACUACUUCACCAAGUGGACAGAAGCCGAACCGCUGGCGUCAAUUACUGACAAGCAAGUCCAGCUGUUCAUCUGGAGGAAUAUCAUCACCCGGUUCGGAAUUCCAAGAGCCCUGGUGUCGGACAAUGGCGACAAUUCAACAGCGGGCCGACCCGAGAUUAUUCGCCCGGUUCGGCAUUCAAACAAGGGAAUCAAGAAAUCCCUUGACGCAGCUAAAGGGGCAUGGGUAGACGACCUACCCGGAGUCCUUUGGUCGGCCCGAACAACAGUGAAAGAGGCUACGGGGCACUCCCCUUUCGGAUUGGUCUAUGGCAGCGAAGCCGUCCUUCCGGUCGAGGUGGGGAUUCCUUCUCCUCGAAUGACAUUCUACGAGUUCGACAAGAACGAAGAGGAGAAACCCAUCAACUUAGACCUUUGCCUGAAACUCGAGGCAAUGCGUUACUGCAAGCCAUCCGGUACAAGCAGAAGAUCACAAGGCAUUUUAACAGGCAGUGAAGCCCAGGCCGAUAGCCUUGGUGAUUGGGUCGUCCGAAAAGUGGAAGCCACCGGACUCUCCCAUCUCAAAGGGAAGUUGGGGGAAAUUGGGAUGGCCCUUAAAGGUUCAGAGGUCCUCAAGCCAGGGACAUUCCGGCUCGAAUCUCCCGAAGGGGUCCCCUGGCUCGACCUUGGAACCUAG